UUCGAUCCAUACUGGAUCCAUAGAAGGGCUAUCCUUCCGUUGGUUCCCUCCUCCCACCCCUGCUUUUCCUCCCCUUUCCUUUGUCAGCAUCAGCUAAAACCCGGAGACUCCGAAGUGAAACAGCUCUCUCUGCCCAAGCCUUGGGCAGAUUUGGAGGGUGGGGGAAAGUAGGAGAGAGCUUUUCUCCCUCUACAUGCGCCCCUAGUCUAUAAAACCCCGAGGUUGGCCAAGAUUAGCCCCAGAGUUCACGGGAGAAACCUGACGAAAGAAACUGCACCAUCUAGCAGUCCCACGGGGGCGCGCAGUAGGGGCCCAGUGGUUCCAUGGAGACCCAGGCUCCCCAGAUCCUGAGUUUGGAGCCUUCGGGGUCGAUGCCCUACGGAGACCCACAGCUAGCGGAGGAGAGCCCCGAUCCAGAGACCCUAAGGGUAGGAGGGAGUGGCGGCGAGAGGCGCCACAACUGCCCGGACGCCCCGGCUCGGAGCCCUCCCCCUCUGCCUAGGGACAGCCCCCAGCUCUCCGAAAAAGAUGCCAGCCUCUUGGAGCAGGAGCUGCUGGAUACCCGCCGCUGCUGCCGCGCCCGCUCCUUAUCCCUGCCUCCGGGCCCCAUCCUAGAAGCAGCCAAGUUACUGCAGCAGCAGCAACAGCAACAGCAGAGGCUGCAGCCUCAGCCCCGGGAUCCCAGUGCCGAGUGGGGCGCGACGGACAGAGAGGAGGAGCUGCUGAGCCCGGGCGCCUGUUGCACCAAGUGCAAGAAGCGGGUGCAGUUCGCCGAUUCUCUGGGGCUCAGCCUGGCCAGCGUGAAGCACUUCAGCGCGGCCGAGGAGCCGCAGGUGCCCCCAGCUGUGUUCUCCCGCCUCAAGAGCUUUCCCAUGCGGGAGCGGGACCUGGAGCAGAUUGGGGACCUGCUGGCCGCGGCCUUCUCCCCGCUCCUGUCGGAGGGGAGCCGCCCCACUCCGGCCCCAACCCCGGCGCUGCCCCGCCUGCAGCCUCUCUUCCAGCUGCCGGGCCCCGGCGGAGCUGCCUCGGAGCGCCUUCAUCUGCAGCGAGUGUGCCUGGAGCAGGUAGACUGCGGUGCGUCUCCCGCCGGCGAGGUGAAAGGCUCCGGCCGGGUGUUACGCUGCGCCGGGCCCCGGGAAGUGACCGUGCGCUACACCUUCACCGAAUGGCGCUCCUUCUUGGACGUGCCCGCUACGCUGCAACCCGGCCAGCCCGAACAGCUAGAAGCGCAGGGACAAGAGGAGAACGCCGAGCUGGCCCGCCUAGACCUAGGCACCCGGAGAUCUGAGGAGGGGGCUGGGGAAGCCUGCAAGCCGGACGCGGACCGCUUUCACUUUUCCCUGUAUUUGCCUCCGGGACUGAUAGGGGAGGAGGAGGAGCAGCAGCAGCAGCAGAGCUUCGCUGUCCACUUCGCGGUCUGUUACCGCUGCGCGCAGGGAGAGUUCUGGGACAACAACGCCGGGGCCAACUACACCCUGAGCUAUUCUCCCAGCCGCUGCCAGCUGCCACAUCCCGCGCAGGUGCCUCCCGAGGACAGCCUUGGGAGCCCUCACUGAACCGCAGAUCUCCACCCCUUUCCCCUUCCUCCCAAACAUUUGUCCAGUGGUUAGACUUGGAGACUUUGGGGGGUGGGGGUGGGGGGACUGGGGAGCGGUAGCGAGUGAAGGAGGCAGGGACGAGCUCAAGAAACUUUGAGUCUCUUUUGGUGACGUGCAUACUCAGGCUGGGGGUGUGAGUUUGUGAGUAUUUUUCUGCGUGAUCCCAUUUCUCACCUAUAAACUCCUUGGGAUUUUUUUUUUUUGAGCGGGGAGGAAGAGAGAAAAGAAGGAAGGGUAAAGAAACGUCAAACGCUGUGCCUCUGCUGCUUGUUAUGGGGGUGUUAGGUUGGAAAUUUUGGGAAGAAGAUACUAGCCCAAGGUACGCGAACAAUCCCUCUUUCUCCAAGCAAGGUGGAUCCUGUGAAUAAAGAAAGUUGAAGGAGAGUCUCCAGAAAUAUCGAGAAACAGAAGAGCAUUCUUUGAGUUGGGGAAAGGGAUGUCCUGUAAAGUAUGGGACUAGAAAGUUAUUUUGACCAGAAGACAUUUCACCUGCCUCAUUCUGCGGAAACUAUGGGCUACAGUGACCCAGAGAAAAGAGACUCUAAAUAAAUUAUAGGAAAAGAUGGCUCUGCCUAUGGGGUGCUACAGAUCCUUUAUGGGGUGCUUUAAAAUCCAUCUGUCCAGGGAUUCUCGAUAGUUGAUCUGGACUUAGGCACAUGCAGAUUUCUUCCACUGUGAACUGAUAAAUGCCCAGGAUUCUUUACCUCCACACUUGGAGCUGUACAACUCACCCAUUUUUGUAUGAAUGCUUUUUAUAAAGCAGCAUUUUUAAGGGCAAUGGGAUGCUCAUUGAAUUGCGUUUCCUACUUCUGCUGCCUUCAAGUUUUAGAGGCCUUGACUGACAGGAUUUGUCGGGUUGAUAAUAUAUGCACUUUAAUUAUUCUCAGUGAUUUUAAAACUUUGCUUACCUCUUCCCCUCUCCCCAGUGUGGAAAAGCUCUGGUUUUCCAUUAUGCACUGAAAUGCCUAAUUUCUGCCAUCCCUAGCUAAAAAUACAGAUUUUUAAAAAUUGGAGGGCAACUACUUUUUAAAAGCAUUAUGUUUAGUUGAUUAUAUUGAAGUGCCAAUCAUUUAGUUGGCCUGUGUACACAAAUAGGGGAAAAAACAACUAUUUCUAGUAGGUGCCCAUAGGCAGGGACUUUUAAACAGCUGUUAGAUUACUAUUCAGUUCUGCUAUUAGCAAUUAGAAAUGUUGGAUUCUGUUUGAAGACCAGGUACAAAAAAAGCGUUUAAAGGUUGUUUUUCUGGAGUUCAGAGAUAACUUGACAGUGAAAAGUGAUAAAACCCAGUAUAGCUAGUGAAAUCAGUAAAAUGGAGCCUGCUCAACUGCCACCUGGUUUAUUGACCUAAGUUCUAAGGCUGGACUGACUUCUUAAUGCAUUCUUGGUUGUCAGAAUUAGAAUUGUGAUGUAGCUAGCCAUCUUUCUGUGACUGCAGGGGGUGGUAGUCUUACCUAAUGAGAACUUGAAUUCACCUAUCUGUCCUCACUAGUUUAUGUGCUAGUUUCAAUUUUCUCUAAAUGGAGCUCCAUCGUUCAUCCAAGUACAAUUAGUUAUGUGUGGAAUAAUAACUAUUUACAGUAUUUAUGGGCAUCCCUGAAACAAUAUGGAGAAACAGUAAGUUUUUUUUAAUCUGUGUUGAUAAUAGUUGUUCUUAAUAAAGUACUGCCCUCAUAACACAAGUUAAGCUUUUUCUUAGUGGAUUUUGCCACUUGCAAUAAGUCUUUCAUAGGCAAUACUUUCAAACUGUUUACAUUAGUGAUUUUGGUUAGAAUAAGUACUCCCACCUAAAAAUCAACACAUCUGUGUUAUUAGUGCCAUUUGUUAUUAACUUGAUAGUUCCAUUUUAAUUUAUAGUAAUUUAUCCCAGAUAACAAACUAGUAUAUCUGAAAUAUGGCACAAGCAAUCCAUGGAGUCUUUGUAGCUUCAUGAAAAACAUGAUGAUUCUCUGACAUUUUCUUGUCUCAAAGCAUUCAAUACUGAAGAGAUGCUUAGGGAAUUUAUUUUUGGACAGGUGUAAUUUAUCUUUAUGGUUAGCAUCAGCAAAUAUUACAUUAAUAAGAACAUGCAUUGUGGUAAUUAGGAUCUCCUAUUGAUAUGUCAUUAGAUUGAUUUCCAUAAAAUGAAAGUAAUUAAAGAUUAAAUUAUGGAGGGUCAUGUACCCCACAUCAACUCAAAUGUAAAAUAAUUUAAGAAUGGAUUGUAGCAAUAGACGUUUACAACAAAAUACUCUUAAAAAUCAAAUGAGACUUUUUAAAAAUGGGAAUUUUGGAGGUUUUAUUUUUUCAUCCCUCUUAGAUUAAUUACUCCAUUAUUACAAAAUAACGAGUCAUUACUUUAAAGUGGAUAGUCCAUACUAUCAACAUGUAAACAUCAGGGGCAGCGAGGUGGCGCAGUGGAUAGAGCACUGGCCCUGGAGUCAGGAGUACCUGAGUUCAAAUCCAGCCUCAGACACUUGACACUUACUAGCUGUGUGACCCUGGGCAAGUCACUUAACCCCCAUUGCCUCACUUAAAAAAACAAAAAACAUGUAAACAUCGCUAACAGCCAAAAGAUAUCUUCAAGUGUUCUCUGGGAAAACUUGCAGACUAGUUUUUCAAAACUACUGAACUGUGAAAAGAACUGUCAAUUAACCAUGUAUUUUGUGUAAAUUAGGAUACAGCUUUGCAAAUUACUUGAAGUCAAUUGAAAAUUUUCAGUUUUAUUUUGAAGAAUCUCAGUUUCUAUUGUAAAUCACAUAAGUAUUUUAUAAUGAAAUGUGAGAUUUUAAGAAGGGCUAAAAUAAUGAUUCAAAGCCUAUGCAGUAUUGUCUCUGAAGUAAAGGAAUGGGAGAUGUAUGUGUUCCCAAACACAUUAAAGAAAUACCUGUCUAUCUA
This is a messenger RNA of Dromiciops gliroides (monito del monte), 4473 nucleotides long. RefSeq names its product protein phosphatase 1 regulatory subunit 3G (gene PPP1R3G). The transcript has a single exon. Gene Ontology annotation, molecular function: protein phosphatase 1 binding; glycogen binding. The coding region runs from base 324 to 1556 and encodes 410 amino acids. Gene Ontology annotation, cellular component: protein phosphatase type 1 complex. The record is from RefSeq and is a predicted model, not a curated record. Lineage: Eukaryota; Metazoa; Chordata; Mammalia; Microbiotheria; Microbiotheriidae. Gene Ontology annotation, biological process: regulation of glycogen biosynthetic process.